ACCGUAUACCCAAAGGCCCAUUCACCCCGCCAGGUCUCGACCGGUUUACGAAUACCUCCUUUGCGAUUAAUGCGACGCUCCCGGCAGCCGCCAGAUGGACACCGAGAACUCUCCUUACGAGCCCCUCGAGGGCCUUGUAAACCAAGAUGAUAACGCUAUUGGGCGCUCGCUAGAGUGGCUUCUGGCGGACCUCAAUGGAAACAACGGCUCUCUGCCUGCUAACGCCGAUAUGGAUACGGGACGGCAGCCAACGGCGCGUGGAAAGAUGAACGCUCGAGAUGAGGACAAGGAACAAGACAUUCCCCAAAUCGAGGACGAUGAAUCAAGCAUUUUCAGACUUUCUCAGCCUAGCUACAGGUUUGAGGUUGCGAUUCCGGAAAUGCCUAUUGAGAAGCGUAACGAGUACUCGGCCGUUCAUAGCAAUAUCGUCGAGUUCAUAUUUGGGGAGCUCCCGUCAAGUCGUGGCAUCAUCAAGUAUCAUGUUGAGUUUACAGAUGGGCGACAAGAGUUGAUAUCUACAGCUGAACUCGUUACCCUGGAGAACGGAAGAGUUGCAUUGGCCCGAUUCAGCCAAGGCCUAUGGCCACACGAACUUGACGACAUGUCUGCCCGCAAGCGAAAAUACAUCCCAGACGAUGAGUGGGAUUCUGGACAGGAGUCUGCUGUUUCUGACCGUAUGGAGAUUGAUGAGGAGGGGGAGGAUGAUGACGAAGAGCCCGUUCGGAGAAAACGCUCGUCCCGACGCCUUCGCUCUAGGGAGAACACCAAGCAACUUUCCCGUAGUCCUGCUGUGGUGGUUGACGAAGAUGAUCUGGACGAUCUACAGCCAGAGCCUUUAGGGGCCACCAGAUCGUUGAGAACUCGACAGCCAAGACAACUGACUCGUGUGUCCUUUAAGAGCGGCAUCAAUAGCCAAGACCAGGACGAACUGCUCGGAGAUGCCCCCCUUGUUUCGUCGGGCGAGGAAGAUGACGAUUUCAUGCCUAUGGUUGUCUCCGAUCUUGCUCCCAAGAAAGGACGUCCUACUAGGUCGCGACAAAAGUCGAAGCGUCUUAACACGGCGAGUAUGCGACAAAAGGCUCGAUCUCAAUUGCGCCAGAAGUCUCCUGACUCAGACAUUGAGUUUGAAGCACCUCGACGUUCCUCCAGAGCCACAAGGAAUACCCUGAACAUGCGAGAUGAUGCCCAAAUGGACGAGGAUUCCUUCUAUAUUGCCGAUGACAGGAUCCCAGGCGCUCCGAAGAUUAUCUCAAUCAGAGAAGUUUUUCAACCUCUUCCUGCCGACUCAGAAUUUGCUUCGAUGCACAUGGAUACCUGUCACACUUGCGGUGGCUCACGACAACGGGGCCAAAUGAUUCACUGUCAGGGCUGCACAUUGUCUUACCACAAGAACUGCCUGGGCUACCGCAGUGCUCGCGAGCAUAUGGUUACCAAGAUCGGCCAGGAUGACUUCGUCAUGCAGUGCAGGUUCUGUAUUGGCGUCCCAAACAAAAAGGAUGACAGUGCUCCCAGGCAUAGCAUGUGUCAGGCAUGCAAAUCUCCAGGUCGCAGCUGCGCUGCCUUUUCUGAAAAGAAGACAUCUCGACAGGAGGAGAAGCUUCGUGAACAGAACAAUGGCGUUGACCCAAUCACUCAGGUUCCUCUGGACCUUCUUAACAACGCUGAUGCGGUCCUCUUCCGAUGUACUUCAUGUCAUCGAGGCUGGCACGUUGAUCAUCUUCCGGGCGCUAGAGGCGGAACAAUCGGAACAGAUCUUAAGUCCGAGCGCCUGAAGGACCAUUCCAUUGACUGGCAAUGCAAAGAGUGUGCAAAUGCUAGGCACAAGAUUCAUCGACUCGUGGCAUGGCGUCCGACACCAACAGAGCUUGCCAAACGAGGCCCUCGACCAAUGUAUGCUGAGGUUCGAGAGGACGAUAAGGAAUAUCUGAUCAAGUGGGAAAGUCGAUCUUAUGCUCACUGUGACUGGAAGCCGGGUGCAUGGGUGUACGGUGUAGCAGCGUCCACGAUGCGUACUUCCUUCGGCAAAAGAGACCUCGAGCAGGAUUUGAUGAAACUCAGUGAGCAAGAGGCUAUUCCGGAUGAGUUUCUUAUGCCGGACAUAGUUCUCAACACCAGAUUGGGCCCAUCGGUUCCAAGACCAAAGACAAAAAAAGACGAGUUGGAGAACUUGGCCAACGUCAGCAAAAUCUUUGUCAAGUUUCAAGGCCUUGGUUACGACGACGUUGUGUGGGACACGCCGCCAUCAGAGGAUGCAGGCGAUAUUUAUGCCUCCUUUGUGGAGGCUUACUACGAGUAUGUUGAGGGCAAAUACUUCAAGAGUGAAUCUCAGCACAAGAUCAGAGAACGAGUCAAGGCUUACAAAGCCGAGCCGUUCGAGGAGAUCAGCGAACAACCUGCUGGCCUCAAACGUGGAAAGCUCAUGGGAUACCAAAUCGAAGGAGUCAAUUGGUUGUUGGGGAACUACCACUCAGGUCGCAGUGUGGUUCUUGCAGAUGAGAUGGGCUUAGGAAAGACUGUCCAGGUUGUAGGUCUUGUGACUUCAUUAGUCCAAGACAGCCCUAAGUGCUGGCCUUUUCUUGUCGUUGUUCCGAAUGCUACAUGUCCGAAUUGGCGCCGUGAGUUCAAACAGUGGGUGCCAGAGCUCCGAGUGGUUGCUUAUCAUGGCGGAAAAGAACCACAGGCACUUGCUUACAAGUACGAGCUGUUCCCCAACGGAUCUACUGACAUGAAGGCACACGUUGUGAUCAUGUCCUAUGAUUCAGCACAGGACCCCGCGACAAAGGCUCUCUUCAAGUCUAUCAAUUGGGCAGGGCUUGUGGUUGACGAGGGCCAGCGCUUAAAGAACGACCAGAACCUUUUGUAUGGUGCUCUUCGCUCAAUGCAAAUUCCUUUUCGACUUCUACUUACUGGCACACCACUCCAGAACAACAAGAGGGAGCUGUUCAAUCUUUUACAGUUCAUUGAUGAGAAGCAGAGUGCCGAAGAACUGGACGCAGAGUAUGCGGUUCUUGAUAAGGAGACGCUACCCAAGUUGCACAACAAGAUUCGACCAUACUUCCUCCGCCGAACCAAAGCAGGUGUUCUCAAAUUUUUGCCUCCCAUGACACAAAUCAUUCUGCCGGUCACAAUGACUGUGAUUCAAGAGAAGCUUUCGAAGAGUAUCAUGGCCAAAAAUCCCGAGCUCAUCAAGGCCAUGUUCUCUAACAGCAAGAUGAACAAGAAGGAACGUGGAUCUCUCAACAACAUUUUAAUGCAGCUGCGGAAAUGCCUCUGCCACCCUUUCAUGUACUCCGAAGCUAUUGAGGAGCGUCACCAUGAUCCCACAGUAAUUCAACGCAACCUGGUUGAGGCAUCGGCCAAGCUCCUACUUCUCCGAGUCAUGCUUCCAAAACUCCAGGAAAAGGGGCAUCGCGUGUUGAUCUUCAGCCAGUUUUUACAGCAAUUAGAUAUUAUUGAGGAUUUUCUCAAUGGCCUAGGCUACGAUUUUCGCCGUCUCGAUGGCAGUAUCAGUAGUCUAGAAAAACAACGCCGCAUUGAUGCCUUCAACGCCCCUGACUCGCCCAUCUUUGCGUUUCUGCUUUCGACAAGAGCUGGUGGUGUUGGUAUCAAUCUCGCCACUGCGGAUACAGUCAUCAUCCUCGAUCCUGAUUUUAACCCACACCAGGAUGUCCAGGCAUUGUCCCGUGCUCAUCGUAUUGGACAGAAGAAGAAGGUCCUUUGUUUCCAGCUUAUGACUGUAGACUCGGUCGAAGAAAGAAUUAUGCAAAUCGGUAAGAAGAAGAUGGCCUUGGAUCAUGCUCUGAUCGAAAGUAUGGACGACGACGAACUUGCCGGUGAUGAUCUGGAGUCAAUAUUGAAACACGGCGCCCAAGCCUUGUUUAACGAUGACUAUGAAAAGAAGUCUAUCCACUAUGAUUCUGCUGCUGUUGAUGCACUUCUAGAUCGAACAGACGACACAGAAAGCAAACCUGAUGAUGGGGCAUCGUUCUCUUACGCCAAGGUAUGGUCCAACGAUAAGUCCGGCUUCGACGCUGGACUUGCUACCGAAGAGACGGCUGAGCCAGAAGCUAUCAACUCAAGCGUCUGGGAUCGUAUCCUGGCUCAACGUGAGGUAGAAGCACAGCGUCAAGCUGAAGUAAAUCGGGAGGUUCUCGGUCGCGGUGGUCGACGUCGACAGGCUAUUAACUACAAGACGGGCGCCCUAGAUAACCGUAUCCCUGGCGAUGCUGAAGCUGAGCCGUCAGACUCCUCUGAUGACUUUGCUGGCGGUGACUCUGGAGAAGAGUCUGAGGAGGAAGAUCCGUCACUGGCAAAAGACGCCGAAGCAGACCUCCAAAACCUCCAAGCAUCGAACGCCCGUAACGCCAGACCGCAGCAAGUCAUUGGCGAACAGCAAAAAGCCAGUCGCAGGAGCCGGCAAGAAACACCAAGCAACCACACCAAACAGCAAAAGCAGCAGCCAACGUGGCAAAUCAGGAACACCCAAAACCCCAUGCAAAACUCCUACCGUCAAGGGAGUGGCCCAGUAAAUACCGGAAUGCCCAUUGACUUCACACGAUAUAUCAAGGGGAAUUACCUCUACCAGGGCAAAUCUACAGACCCUGUACCACCUGAGCGGGUGAUUCCCACCCAACCCCAUGCUCCUAAUAACCAAAUAGUUGAUUACAGAAACAUUCGCCUCCGCUCAGAAGCCGAAGUUAGAGUAGCCCUUGAUUGGGUCCAACGUUCGGAACCUGAGACUGAGGCGGCAUCAUGCACGCGGAGCUGGGUACCCAGUGAAGGAGGACGGCAAGCUGACAAGCAAGCAACCUUGGAAGCUGGCGACAUGACCAACGUCCUCAGUAUAGGGAGGCAAAAUGAUAGACAGCAUAGCACAGACGAAGGACCUUGGAAUGAAAACUUUCAUGAAUGCACACAUGUGCCUUGUUCCUCAUUUGAUAUUUUAGGUCAAGUGUUUGAAGGUAAGUGCCGGCAAACUGUCGCUGCAGGUAACCGCAGUCGUAGCCUCGUGUUUAUCGCUGGGCUUAAACUUCAUCCCAACACCAUCUCAGCUCUCAAGAUUAUGAAUCGACCAAGUUCUAUGGAUCUUUCUCAACCUUCCUCCAACAACCACUCUCAUGUGGUUGGAGGUAACGGUUAUCCCGUUCAAGUGUCUUAUGGAGGCUGGCAGCAGAACACUCAAGUCUCCCAGCUUUCUGCCUCACGAGGCAUGACAUCUGGCAACUGGAGAGGUUCUCGGCCAUCUGCAAACCCCAUAAACAGCACCGUCCCCGGUACUAAGCACUCGCUUAUGAGUUCUCCAACUCAUCCCUCUCCUUCCAACAGCGACAGCGGGCCUGUGAGCAUCUCUGAUUGCCUCAACGGUUAUGCGUACUGUGUGAAGCGACCUGACGGGCUGUACACAAGACUGAUUCCGGCAGACAUGGUCCCAACCCUCAUCGAGCUGCCUGCUACCCAGACAAGCGCCCAAGGAAUGGUACUACUUCCGGACUUGCACAUGCAGCCACCGCAAGGGGUUCCUGGGAUGAAUCAGCCUGUCACAUUCAAGGCUCCAAGUGGCCCAGCAUCUGAUAUCCUCCAGACCAGGAUUGAUCGUAUUGUUGCAACAUCACCCACUCAGCAACGCAGAACCAAGAUCUAUUGUGACAAAUGGAUCCACGACGGCACUUGCGCCUUUACUCAGCAGGGCUGCAAAUACAAACACGAGAUGCCCUUCGACAAGGCUACGCAGCAAUCUCUGGGCCUGUUUCAUGGGUUCCCCAAGUGGUGGCGAGACCACCAGGAAGAGCUUCAGAAGCACCGCAAUCGAGACUUGCCGGCCAGUAGCAACCAAGCCAUCCUUCAGCCUGGCUGGCGAGAUGAUGGCAACGAGGAUGUCCCUCGGACCGCGACAGUCCUGUCUCCCAUUGGCCCGGAGAGAAAUAAGAAAUCAAGCAAGGGAAAUCGCCUCUCUCAGACUCGCGAGGGGAUGUCUACUGCUCCGGCAUCCGAGAAGCGCUCACUAACAGGGUCAGAGACUGAAUGGUUCAUGGCUUCGCCAGCAAUCCAGGGCUGGAACGGAUCUUCGCCUCGCCGCUCUUCCGUCUCAGCUGGUCAUUAUAUUCGCUAG
Fusarium oxysporum Fo47 is the source of this 6109-nucleotide messenger RNA. RefSeq lists its product as uncharacterized. The transcript has 9 exons. The coding region runs from base 95 to 6109 and encodes 2004 amino acids. Gene Ontology annotation, biological process: negative regulation of transcription by RNA polymerase II; chromatin remodeling. NCBI's taxonomy places the organism in Eukaryota, Fungi, Ascomycota, Sordariomycetes, Hypocreales, Nectriaceae. The record is from RefSeq and is a predicted model, not a curated record. Gene Ontology annotation, molecular function: DNA binding; ATP hydrolysis activity; ATP binding. Gene Ontology annotation, cellular component: nucleus; chromatin.